This is a messenger RNA of Hippoglossus stenolepis (Pacific halibut), 2912 nucleotides long. RefSeq names its product hepatocyte cell adhesion molecule. Bases 106 to 1107 code for a protein of 333 amino acids. NCBI's taxonomy places the organism in Eukaryota, Metazoa, Chordata, Actinopteri, Pleuronectiformes, Pleuronectidae. The record is from RefSeq and is a predicted model, not a curated record. The transcript has 7 exons.
CUACCUGGAAACAUUUCAGACUGCUCAGCACCCUGCUGUGUGUGUUUGCUGUUUGGUGAAGAAGAGGAGUUUGUCUCAAAGCUGAAGGCUGAACACUGACCAGACAUGGAAGCUGUAGUUGGACUGGUGGUGAUGCUACUUGCAGUCUCCCAUGGUGUGGAAACCAAAUGUGAUGUUAGACAGAAGGAUGGAGCUCAGUGUUACGGAGCUUUGGGAGGAACUGUGGUCCUGCAGCUGAUGGAUCGGGUGCCAGAAAGAUUUACCAUUGAAAAAAAGACCAUAAAGAUAUUGAUAUGGAAAAAAAAUGAAAUUAGUCAGAAUAUAAAUGAAGUCAAAUACUCCUUUACUUCUAGUGAUGGAACGUUUAGGAUCAAUAACCUGAUAAGAUCUGACACAGAUGAAUAUACACUUAAAAUACGUAAUUCAAAUGGAGCUCUUUUAGAGGUGCGGACUCUACAGUUGUCUAUUCAAGCUCCUGUGUCGUCUGUCCGGCUGGUCUCUGAAUGUCUGUCCCAGGGAGAGAUGAGGAUGUCCUGCUCCUCUGAGGGAGGGGACAGUCCUCAGUACAGCUGGACUCUGGAUGGACGCACACUGACGGAAGACAAACUGCUCUCUGGAAAUCACGAGACUGACAGCAUCACUCUGAGACAGGACGUCUCGGGAGUUCUGCUCUGCUCAGUCAAAAACCACGUCAGUCAUUUACAGAAGUACCAGAGUAUAUCUACCUGUGGCUUCAUCUUCAUUAACUGCACUGAAUCUGAUGAGACACGCAUAACACAGUGGGUGUUUGCAGCCAAUAACAAACUGUGCGUUGAGCAGACAACAACCCCUACGGCCCCAGACACGACUGUGGGUAAGAAGACUGCUGUCACAGUGUCACUUAAACCUUCCAUUAGUAUCACAUCCUCCAAUCAAACUGUGACCUCCUCCUUCAGAGAUGAGCCCUGGUUCAUUAAUCCCUCCGUCAUAUGUGGAGUGCAAACAGCUGUGGCAGCUCUGUUGUUCAUUGGGAUCGCCGCCUAUUUUGCUUGGAGGAAAAAGAAAUCCCAGAGAGCUGAGGGCUCUGCCAUGCCACAAGAGAGGGAGUAUCCAGAGACCUCUGUUUAGAUGGUUGAAAAGAGAAGUUCUGCUCCUGAACCCAAAACUUCCUCAAACCGACAUUUUGUUUCGCCUCUCUUGCUGUAAUGGCUCAUGUUUCUUUGUGGGUGGGAAAAUAACUUCUUAUCGUGUCGACCUCUGCUCACCACAUAAAUGUGCAAAGACAUUUUUAAUGUUUUCAGGGUUUUCAGGUCUGAAAGUCUGUUCAUCGUAAAUCAGAAAAGGUGUCACUGUGUAUAGGGCUUCAUAUUCGCUGUGCAACUGAGUGUGAUGUCAUUUGAAAGUGACUGUUUUACAUGUCAUUUUUACAUAUUAUUGCAUUAAUUAAAACAUUGCAAGCAGCAAUGGGUUGAACAUUUUGAGGAAGUAUAGGAGAAAAAAAGAGGAGGAAGAGGAAAAUGAGCUUUUCAUGAUGCAUUUUGCUUGAAUAGACAUUAACAGAAUUAUUGUACUUAAACCAGGGUUUGAAUUCACAAUCUUAGACCCUGAAAUCCAGUCAUGAUCUUGAUGAGCAACCUGCCAGGGGACAUCACUUCACUCACGAUGGAACUUGACACUGUGACUGAAGGCAGUCUGCAGGGCUGCUGACUACUGCUACUGUGAAAAAAUUCAGUUAUCAAGAUAAAAUGUGUUCAUCUAGACAGUCUAGAGAUGUCUAUGAUUUAUUCUCACAAAGUUUUAUUCAUGAACACAGCCGCCCGGCCCCUAAAUAAUCAUUCCAUCAUACAUCUGGUUCUACUUCAAGAGGCUUUUCAGAAAGUGUCUCUCUACUGUGUGUGCAAAUACAGUAUCACAAAUCUGGGGCCAGACCUUGAACCAAACGAAAAUUGUCAUUUCUGUGGAUUACGGAAUCAUUAGUUCUCAAUCAGGGGCCCCCCCUCUAUCAGCUCAGGUCCCCUGGCAUAGGCCUGCAUUGUCUAUGUUGUUGCUAUUCCCCGAGUUGCCAAUGGAGGGCGACAUCACAUUAUGACAAAGGGAGGGAGAGAGAGAGAGAGAGAGAGAGAGAGAGAGAGAGAGAGAGAGAGAGAGAGAGAGAGAGAGAGAGAGAGACCAGAAGAUGACAUGAUAAAUUUAACAAUUGAGCUUCAAAGCUUUAACAUUACGUGACUUUUUAGAUUAAACAGCUCAGUGUGAAGAUACAUACUUGAGAACCUUCAGUGUGUAUUUCCAUGGAAACUGUGGAGGAGAAGUUAUAAGUUGAGGUGAACUUGUGCAUCUGUUCUAAACCUCCCAGUUUGGAAUGGUUUGUUCUCUUGUCCUGUGUUAAUGCUCUGGAAUUAUUCUCUGUCCUUAGUGAGUCCUCAUCACACAGUUCUGCAAUAUUCUGUCACUUUUUAUUGUUUGUGUGCAGAGCUUUUUAUAAACAGUCAAUGAUGCAGAGUGAAAGUAGAAAUCUCUGUGUUCAUCCUGACUAGUUUUUUUUGCAGUGGAGAUUUUAUUGACAAUGUCUUUCAUCAAAUGAAAGUGAAUUUCUUUUAUUAGCGUUCACGUAUGUGGGUUUUAUAAAGGUUUGAAUUAUUUACUUAGCUGGUGGUUUUUUUGUUCAUACUUUACAUCUUGGUUAUUUCAGGGGUCUGUUAAUAAAUUGACGCAAUCUUCAGUCCCAACAUUUCAAAAAUAAAAGCUCUGCAUUUCAGCUCGAUAUAAAGCAUUCCAGCAACAAAAUAAAUGACAUGCUUUUACUUUGCAGAGAAUGUAUUCAAGAGGAAGUGAUUCGAUGAAUGUUGUUGCCAUGACGGAGCUCAGGACCUAUGACACCUGGAAUAUCUGUGUCAGUCUGAUGUGUUGAAAUAAAAGUAAUCUGAUUAUCAAAA